Impatiens glandulifera is the source of this 1332-nucleotide messenger RNA. Its product is annotated as phenolic glucoside malonyltransferase 2-like. NCBI's taxonomy places the organism in Eukaryota, Viridiplantae, Streptophyta, Magnoliopsida, Ericales, Balsaminaceae. Bases 1 to 1332 code for a protein of 443 amino acids. The record is from RefSeq and is a predicted model, not a curated record. The transcript has a single exon.
AUGGAUGAACCUACCCAAUCAGUGAGGGUGCUUGAGAUUUGUAAUAUACCACCACGAGAUCCAAAUUCAGUUAAAGAUUCCCUUCCUCUUACGUUUUUUGAUCUCUUAUGGCUCAGAAAUCCUCCGAGCCGUCGCCUUUUCUUCUUCCAUUACCCGUGUUCACUCCACUGCUUCUCUCAGUCUGUCCUUCCUCGGCUUAAACAAUCUCUCUCUGCCGCCCUAAACCCAUAUCCUCAUCUUGCCGGAAAUGUCACUUGGGACAAAGAUGAAAAAAUCCCAACUCUUCACUAUUUCCCUGGCGAUGCAGUCUCCGUCACCAUUGCCGAAGCCACCACCGCCGUCGAUUUCCAUCGCAUCUCAACCAAGGAGGACCUCUGCGGAGUCGACAACCUUUUUUCCCUCCUCCCACCUUUGUCAGUAUCUCCUGAACGGGCUGCCGUGAUGGCCCUGCAGAUCACCCUGUUUCCAAACAACGGUUUCUCCAUAGGUUACACCACCAAUCACGCCGUGAUUGACGGAAAAACCACGGCAUUGUUCAUGAAAUCAUGGGCUUGGUUUUGUAGAUCUGGCGGAGACACGACAUCGUUACCGGCGGAUCUGACCCCGUUCUACGAUCGGAAGAAUUUGAAGAAUUUGGACGAAGCUUAUUUAGCACAUUAUGAAGGGGAGAGUAAUAAAACACUUAUGAAACGGGAAAUCAACUCUCUUCCCGAUAUGGUGAUUGGAAAUUUCAUGUUAACAAGUGCCGAUCUUGAAAAGAUAAAGAUUUCCCUGAAACAUUUGAAUACCCGAAUAACUAAUUUCAUGGCGGCGGCGGCUUAUACAUGGACAUGCUCUGUUAGAGCCCAGGAUGUAGGAAAUUCUAAGAAUGUGAACCUGGUAAUCCCGGUGGACUGCAGGAAUCGGUCGGAAUCAGGGUCAAUUCCUCCGACAUAUUUCGGUAACUGCAUUGGUCCGUUGAUAGUGUCGGCUAGUAGGAAGGAUCUGACGGGAGGAAAUGGGUUAGAAACGGCUGCGAAGGUGAUGAUAGAAGGGUUUGAUCGGAAGGUGUUCGGAAGGGAAGAGAGAUGGCUGCCGGAGCUUAUGGAUGCAUGUCAUGAGAUAGUGUACGCAGUUGCAGGGUCGCCGAGAUUCGGUUUAUACGAGGUUGAUUUUGGGUGGGGGAGACCGAGGAAUGUUCAGCUGGUCUGGAACAGAAGCCGGAUCUUUCAUUUUCAGGAUGCCGCCGGAGAUGCUAACGACGGUGGGAUCGAGAUUUCUAUGGUUAUGGGGAAAACAGAGAUUCUAACUUUCUCUUCACUCUUCAUUACUUGUCUCGAUGCUCUUUCAUAG